Molecule: messenger RNA, 1224 nt
Organism: Adineta ricciae
Lineage: Eukaryota; Metazoa; Rotifera; Eurotatoria; Adinetida; Adinetidae
Source: the annotation of a GenBank genome assembly
AUGAAUCAAAAUUCUGCAUAUGUUGGACGUGUUAUUGGAAAUAUUAGAACAUCAAAAUGGUGGAAUCAUCGUCGGUUUCGAAUUAUCUUAAUUUCUGUUAUUAUUUUCAUUAUCUUUGUGAUUACACUCUCUCUACUACUAAAAUUUGUUAUUCUCACUCCGAAAAAGGUUCAAGAAAGCACAAGUACUACAAUAUCAACAACAAUUAUACCACAGCCACGAUGGUCUAAUACUAGUAAAAUGCAUCAGUCACGACGUCUUCAUACAUCCACAUUAUUACGGGAUGGAAAAGUACUCGUCGUUGGAGGAUAUAAUGGUUUAGUUUUACGAAAUGCUGAGUUAUAUGAUCCACUAACAGAAAAUUGGACAAUAAUACACAAUAUGCAUACGGAAAGAUAUGGACAUACGAUAUCUAAUUUGAAUAAUGGAAAUAUAUUAAUUUGUGGUGGUUAUAAUAAUGACUUUCCUUCUAAUUUAAACAGUUCAGAAUUGUAUGAUUUAUCGACAGAAACUUGGAAAAUAACAAGUAAUAUGCAUCAUGCACGACAUUAUCAUACGGCAUCAUUAUUAUCAGAUGGAAAAAUAUUAGUUGCUGGUGGUGCUGUUGGUCUGGGUUCACGAGACAGUGCAGAAUUGUAUCAUCCACCCAGUGAAAAUUGGGUAUUGACGAGUAAGAUGAAUUAUGCCCGAAGAGGACAUACAGCAACUGUAUUGUCUAAUGGAAAAAUUUUGGUUACUGGUGGAAAAAGUAAUGAUUUGGCUUUAAAUACUGCUGAAUUGUAUGAUCCAUUGACGGAAAAUUGGACAGUAACGGGUAAUAUGAGUGAAGUACGAGAAGGUGGUCAUACAGCGUCACUUUUAUCCAAUGGGCAAGUUCUAGUAACGGGUGGACAUGAUGGUAGUCGUAUUUUAAAUAGUGCUGAAUUAUAUGAUCCAACUAAAGGUAUUUGGACAAUGACUAUGAAUAUGAGUAAUGCAUUAGAAUAUCAUACAGCAUCUGUCUUACAAGAUGGAAAAGUUUUAGUGGCAGGUGGUUAUAAAGGUAAUUUGACUGAAUUGUUUGAUCCAUCAACGGAAACUUGGGAAAAUGCUGGUGAAAUAAAUGACUUACGCACAUCACAUACAGCAAAUGUAUUAUUAAAUGGUAAAGUUUUAAUUAUGGGUGGAUAUGAUUCAACUUCUUUUCUCAAUACUGCUGAAUUAUAUGAACCAUUAAUCAAUUAG